Molecule: messenger RNA, 408 nt
Organism: Microdochium trichocladiopsis
Lineage: Eukaryota; Fungi; Ascomycota; Sordariomycetes; Xylariales; Microdochiaceae
Exons: 3
Coding region: 1-408 (135 amino acids)
Biological process (GO): pyruvate import into mitochondria
Cellular component (GO): mitochondrial inner membrane
Source: RefSeq, a predicted model, not a curated record
AUGGCCGCCGCAAUCAAAGCUCUCAACGCAAAGAUCAGGUCGAACCCGACCCUGAACUACAUUUGCUCUACCCACUUCUGGGGUCCCGUCUCCAACUUUGGUAUUCCCGUGGCCGCCAUUGCCGAUGCCCAAAAGUCACCAGAUCUUAUCUCGGGCCAGAUGACUGGCGCCCUCGUCGUCUACUCCGCGACCUUCAUGCGCUACUCGCUCGCCGUCUCGCCCAAGAACUACCUCCUCUUCGCCUGCCACUUCAUCAACGAGUGCUCCCAGCUCACCCAGGGUUACCGGUACCUGCAGUGGCACCACUGGGGCGGCAAGGAGAAGGCCGGCGCCGCGGGCGCCGUCGAGACCGUCAAGGCCAAGGCGAACGAGGCUGCGGACAAGGUCAAGGCGGCUGCUUCCAAAUAG